This is a messenger RNA of Cordyceps fumosorosea ARSEF 2679, 2817 nucleotides long. RefSeq names its product Potassium transport protein, high-affinity. Gene Ontology annotation, molecular function: high-affinity potassium ion transmembrane transporter activity. Gene Ontology annotation, cellular component: plasma membrane. The record is from RefSeq and is a predicted model, not a curated record. The transcript has a single exon. The coding region runs from base 1 to 2817 and encodes 938 amino acids. Gene Ontology annotation, biological process: potassium ion import across plasma membrane; intracellular potassium ion homeostasis. Lineage: Eukaryota; Fungi; Ascomycota; Sordariomycetes; Hypocreales; Cordycipitaceae.
AUGCUGGGCAACUUCCGCAGCAAUGUUUGGGCACAGCUAAAGGCCAUCAAGCCCGCAUUUGUGUCCAAGAACCCUCAUUUCAACUUCAUCACCGCGCACUACUUUUGGAUCGUUGGCGCUACGAUAGUUGGCUCUAUAUGCAUCUACGCUGGCGGCACUGGCCAUCUGGCAUAUAUCGAUGCCCUACUUUUUGCCAGCGGCGCAAACACUCAGGCCGGCCUGAACCCGGUCGACGUGAACCUUCUUACCACCUUCCAACAAGUCGUUAUAUACGUUCUCGUCAUGCUGUCCAACCCAAUUACACUUCAUGGAUCUGUCGUUAUUCUGCGCAUCUACUGGUUCGAAAAGCGUUUUCAAGGAUGGGUGCGCGAGGUUCGCAGCCGGCGUCCCAACUUGACCAGGUCCAACUCCCAAGCUGUCAGCGAGACGCACCGGGCUGAGGCAGGCGUCAAUGGGCGUCAUAUUACAGUCGUCCCGGCCAACGGCACAUCUCAGCGAAUUACCAACGACGGUAUUCUCCUCGACAAUACCAACACUGCGCCUCUAGGUUCGCUGGCCCGUGCCAAUCUGGACAGUGAUACCACCGCCUCUGCAACAGAUAGCCCAUCUACCGCUACGCCCGGCAACUCCCAACAUACCCAAGAUAGUGAUGAUGGGAUACCAUCCACUCACGGUACUGCCACCCCGGUUGUCGGAUUGCAUGCUCGUGCCGAUAGCGUGGGAGAACACACGCACGGUCCUACCGCUAUUACUUUUGCCGAUACUGUCAAACGAAGCGAUGGGCUUGAAGAAAAUGCCAUCGAGUUUGCUCAGAGACGCUCAAAUGCACAGCAUAUUGCCAUCCUAGAACGCCAGCGCAAUGAAGACGACAAUGAGGUCCUUCGCAUUCCAGGCCCCCGUGACAUCGAGCGAGGGCAGGUUCCCACCCGCUUAGGGGAAUUCGAACGCGACGAGGCACUCGGUCCUCGGAUGUCUCGCAUCGCCAGCAAUCCUGGCGCGGGGCCACAGUCUGAAGGCCCGUAUCAGGGCAUUCGUGGCCGCCAACCAACCGUUACUAUUGCAGAGCCGGACCGACCACGUAGAGACGUAUCAGAUGAUGCCAAGGCAUUGACUGGCACUCUCAGUGCUUUUCGUUUCCGAAAACCACGUCUCUUCAAUAAAAGUGGACAAACCCCGCAUCAUGAGGAGGAUCCAGAUCAGCCGCCCAGACCUACACGAACUUGGACCCUAGAACGCAUUCGAUCUGCUCUUAAUCGUGAUUCCGCCAAGGUCGAAGACAUGCCAUAUCUCAGUUACACCCCUACCAUGGCCAGGAACUCAAAUUUCGUCGGCCUUACUCUUGAGCAACGGGAGGAGCUUGGUGGAAUUGAGUAUCGCUCCUUGCGAACGCUUGCUUUUGUUCUUCUUGGCUACUUUUGGGGCUUCCAGAUUUUCGGGCUUGUUACACUUUUGCCAUUUAUCAUGCACAAUGAGCACUAUGGCAAAAUUGUCGAAGAUGCUGGUAUCUCCAGAAUAUGGUGGGGCUUCUUUACGCCGAAUGUUAGCUUCAUGGACGUUGGCUUUACGUUGACGCCCGAUAGCAUGAUUUCCUUCGUUCGGUCUGAGUAUGUUUUGAUGAUCUCGUGUUUUCUGAUCAUUCUCGGAAAUACUGGCUUUCCGGUCAUGCUGCGCUUCAUCAUCUGGACGCUGACAAAGAUCAUCCCCAAACACUCGGGCCUUUGGGAGGAGCUCAAGUUCCUCCUGGACCAUCCCCGUCGAUGCUUCACACUUCUUUUCCCUUCAGGUCCAACCUGGUGGCUGUUUUGGAUUCUCAUCACGCUCAACGCCGUUGAUUUACUUUUCUUCAUCGUCUUGGAUUUGGGCAAGGAACCCAUUAGCUAUCUUCCUCUACACAACAGAGUUGUCGUCGGCCUGUUCCAAGCUGCCUCAACAAGGACUGCAGGCUUCUCGGCUGUCAAUUUAGCUGAUCUUCAGCCUGCCAUGCCUGUCCUGUACAUGAUUAUGAUGUACAUUUCCGUCUUCCCUAUUGCCAUCUCUAUUCGACGAACGAAUGUAUACGAGGAAAAGUCUCUAGGUGUAUACGACAAUCAUGAAGGAGCGGAAGAGGAAGCAAGCGCUCUGUCCUAUGUCGGUACCCACUUGCGCCGACAGCUUUCUUUCGAUUUGUGGUUUGUUUUCCUUGGAUUCUUCCUGCUCUGCAUCACAGAGGGCUCUAAAAUCCAAGCCGGGCGUUUUGAGGUAUUUCCUGUCUUAUUUGAGGCUGUCAGUGCCUAUGGUACCGUUGGAUUGAGCAUGGGUGCCACGGGUAUCAAUGCAUCUCUCUGCAGCCAGUUCUCCGUUGUUGGUAAGCUUAUCAUUGCUGCCCUACAAAUCCGAGGUCGUCAUCGAGGUCUGCCGUACGGUCUAGAUAAGGCUGUACUUCUUCCUACCGAGGCUCGCUUGAAGAAAGAAGCCGAAGAAUCUGAAGCAGUCUUGGCCCGCAUGAACACAGCGCCCACAGCGACAACCACUGGACUUCAGAGAUCACCGAGCGUUGCUCGCGGCCGCAGCAUGAGCCGAGGCAGAGAUUCGAACAUCAUUGCCAAAUUCUUGCACCCUGGUCCUGUGGUCCAACGCGAUGCCGGCCCUGCGCGACAGCGGAGCCGAUCCAACGAGUCUCGUGUGCUGGCUCUGGAGCGCAAUCAAACCUAUACUGAGCCACAAGCUGAGGCAGAAGACCAACUGGAGAGGCUGCCUAGUGGCGCAUCGUCCAAGCGAAUGCAGCCAAUGCGCGCCGAGACCGCGCCGACUACUCAACGUACUCCUUGGAGGCCAUAG